UGGCUCAAAAGCAUGGACCAUGAUUGCUUGCGAUGAUGAACGGAGAGGGGUCUCUUGACGAUGAGGAGAAGGGUCACAGCAUCGAGGAACUUCUGCGAGCAUUGGAAAAUCAUCGGGUUGAGUGCGAACAAACUGGAAGGUAUGAAGAGGCUGAGUUGGCCCGUCUUCGCUUGGAUCAACUUCGACAGCACGAGGAGAAAAGUCGUCGAGAUGCCCUUUUGGAACAGCAGCUUGCUGAGCGCAUGGGUGUUGAAGAAGCGCACAUGCUAGGCUUACAGGAAUUCAACAACAUUUGGGACCAAAAGCAGCAAGACUUUGAAGCCAAGGCCAAUCAACUGCAGACUGUCCUGGCCACACGGCACAAACAGGAACAUCAGACGCAUUUGGAGAAAUUACGGCGAGAGGUCGAACCGAGGACGCCUCGGUGGAGCAGAGAUUUAUUGAACCUGCGGAAGAUCCAGGAAACUUUAGCAAAGAUGAGGAAGUAUGCUGAGGCAGAAAAAACCAAGGCCCAGGCAGACAAACUCGAAGCGAAAGAACACAACCAGUGGAAGGAGAAACGAGAAGCUAGGAUUGCUGUCAUGGAAGAGCAGUUUUUACACAAGCAACAGCUGGAAAUGGGAGGUCUUUUGAAGCGUCUCAAGGCCUCUCGAGAAGAAUUGCGCCGGUCCCGCAAAAUGGAGAUGGAACGCUUGCUACAACGAUAUCAGAAUUUGAAAAUGCAGAUGGAGAAUCAGCAGCGUAUUAUCCAGCAGCGUGUCGAGAGGUAUCCGAUCACAGCACCUAUGGCAAACACCUCACGCCCAUCAAGUGGCCCGUGACGUGCGCAGGUGACACCACCGGUAAGGCCUAAACUCGGUGCCCGAAUUAAGGUUUCACCUCCCGCAAAAGAAAGACGUUUCCGAAGCAAAGCAGUGACUGUCCAAGCUCCGAACUGCAAUCACUGAAGCGCCGUCUAACAAGUGGUCAAUUCUGUUGGAUUGAGAAGUUCUAGUGUCAAACAUGUUCAUGGC
This is a messenger RNA of Durusdinium trenchii, 1013 nucleotides long. The record is from the annotation of a GenBank genome assembly. NCBI's taxonomy places the organism in Eukaryota, Dinophyceae, Suessiales, Symbiodiniaceae.